This is a messenger RNA of Capra hircus (goat), 1063 nucleotides long. It is a transcript of the gene PEBP4, whose product is annotated as phosphatidylethanolamine binding protein 4. NCBI's taxonomy places the organism in Eukaryota, Metazoa, Chordata, Mammalia, Artiodactyla, Bovidae. The transcript has 7 exons. The record is from RefSeq and is a predicted model, not a curated record. Bases 253 to 924 code for a protein of 223 amino acids.
UGUGAGAGGCUUGUAUGAGCCCUCUUGCUCUGCAGUCUGCUCCGUGCCCCGGGCAGCAGCAGGAACGAGUGAGAGCACAGCCCUGCAUAGACGGAGGAGGGGCCUAGGCCACGACUGUAAAUUGAAUCCAGCUGGGAGGAGGCCCAGGGCUGCUAAGGGACUUGUGUCCGGGUGGCGGAUUAGCUGCUGGAGCCCAGGCUGUGCCCGCCCUUCUCCCUGGCAAGCAGAGGGCUCUCUCCCCACCAGGUGCCCAUGGGCUGGACCAUGAGGCUGGCCACAGCAGCCCUGCUCCUGGGCCUCACGGUGGCGGUCACUGGAGAGGAGGAAGACAAUGACGUGUGCGUGUACGAGGCUCUGCCCGACAACGACGCUGUCCUUUGCAAGGGCCUUAAGGUUUUCUACCCAGAGUUGGGUAACAUCGGCUGCAUGAUCGUUCCUGAAUGCAACAAUUACAGACAGAAGAUCACUACCUGGCCCGAACCAAUUGUGAAGUUCCCUCAGGCCCUGGAGGAUGCAGCCUACAUCCUGGUGAUGGUGGACCCGGAUGCCCCCAGCAGGUCUUCUCCCAAAGCUCGAUUCUGGAGACAUUGGCUGGUGUCAGAUAUCAAGGGCACCGACAUGAAGAUAGGGAAGAUUCAGGGCCAGGAGUUAUCGCCCUACCAGCCUCCCUCCCCACCAGCACACAGUGGCUUACAUCGCUACCAGUUCUUUGUCUAUCUUCAGGAAGGAAGGACCAUCUCUCUCCCUCCCAAAGAAAACAAAACUCGAGGCUCUUGGAAAAUGGACAAAUUUCUGAGCCACUUCCACCUGACUGAACCUGAAGCCAGCACCCAGUUCAUGACCCAAUAUUACCUGGAUGCGCUAAGUCCCCAGAACCCGGGAGGAGUAAGCAAUGUGACGACGGACAAACCUGAACCGAAAUAACUGCCUGCCAGACCUCAAGCUUCACACUGCCCGUGUGUCCACAGUGCGCACCACCCAUGGUCUGGGUGUGGACUCUCCCUCUCUGGGUAUAGAACCCCCUUUCUCUUCCAAAUUAAAAAAAAAAUCAUCUAGGGCUUAA